AUGCCCAUUCUUGCAGGAAAACGCCGUCGCUCAGGGCUGCAGGAGGGGCCGCACAACAAAAAGUCCCGGUAUGACGAUAUCGAGCCGUGCAGUACCAAUUCAGUCUCUGAACCUGAAGUCAAGGAUGCUCAUAAAAGAAAGCGACAGAGAAAGCGUACGAAAGGAUUGCGGGAAUUGAUCAAGAACAAGGAUAAUCUUCCACCGGGGUGUACCGCAGAAAAGAUCAGGCGUUUUGCACGAAGAUUUGGUACGGUUGUUGAGGUUCGGAUACCGAAGUCAUCGUCUAGGCCAGUGUCGUCCAGUGUAGGAGUUGUUGAUGUUGGCAGGCAUUUGCGUUCUUUUGCAUUUCUUCAGUUUACUGAACCAGAGGCUUGUCAACGCUUGUGUGAGGCAUUUCUUCUCAAAGCUUCGCCGGAAAAGAAAAAGGAGGAAUGUCCAUCGUUGACCCCACUUCUUCAACGUCUUCUCUUCCAUAUCAGAGCCUUAUCAAAACUUCGGCGGAGGCGUACUUAUGCACAAAAUGUAUUGCUGAUGAAGUUGAGAAGACAGCAGGCAGCUAUUAUAAAGAUGGAACGAACAGCGAACAAAAGGACAUCAAAAAUUUCACGCUCAAUCAGCCGUGACAAAGCCUCUGUUGCAGAAGGGCAGAGCAAUGGAAAAGCUGUGUCAGACAACGGUCGUGUUGAUGGUGAACAUGAUGUUUCCAUUUCCAACUC
Molecule: messenger RNA, 716 nt
Organism: Cooperia oncophora
Lineage: Eukaryota; Metazoa; Nematoda; Chromadorea; Rhabditida; Trichostrongylidae
Source: the annotation of a GenBank genome assembly